UUUCAGAAAUACCAAAUCUCUGCUCACUUGAAAUCACGAUGCCAGUCAUUCACUUGUCAAGCGCUCGAAAGGGAAAUGCUGAGUUCAAGUUUCCAAACACGCUCCAUUUCCGUCAAACAGUCAAAGAAAUGUUCGAGGAAAUCUACAAGCCGAUUCUUGAUGCCGUGAAGGUUCCCCUGCCUUCUGACGCAGUCGUUGGUAACCCGGACAAGUUUUCCCAGUAUAUUGAUGCACUCAAUCUGAAACUUGCGCAUCCUGAUGUGCUUUCACGAGUCCCUGCAAAGCAUCACGAGAUCACGUCAACUAGAUUAUGUUCUUUGACAGUUGCGAUCAAACUCGCUGAACUUGCGUAUCGUUUCUCGGUGCCAGACGCCAACGUGCUCCGCCACUACGCUGUUGGAACGUCUACAGUGUACGGAGAGCUCCAUUGUUCACAAAUGGCCAGCUUUGUGGAUCAACUCAACAUGGGUCCUUCCGACUAUUUCAUGGAUUUGGGAAGUGGAAUCGGUCAUUUGGUGAAUUUUGUUGCUGCCUACGCAAGAACUCAGAUGAGCGUCGGAGUUGAGCUCAUGGAUAAUUUGGCAGAAAUUGCCGAAAAGAACAAAGAGUUCAAUGAGCGACUCCUCAACCACUUCGGGAAGAAGGUUUACGCAACCCGGUUCAUCCAUGGCUCAUUCACGAGUCCGGCCGUCAUCCGAGAGAUUCAAACCAAGGCCACCGUCAUCCUCGCAAACAAUGUGCGCUUCGAUCCAGAGCUGAAGCUUCAGCUCAAAGAGAUCCUCAUGGGCUGCAAGGAUCGAACUCGAAUCAUAUCCUCGGAGCCGCUGGUCCCAAGUCGUGCUCGUCAAACGAAUUCGCGUCGUGCCGAUGAUUUCGUCAAAAUCUCGGAUGAGUCUCUUCUCAAUCUCGUUGACAACAAUGUAUCGUGGACAAGUAGAAAAGUGCCAUUCUACUUGACUACAAUCAAUCGCAACAAGUGAUCAACGAGGCCUUCUACAUUCAUCACACCAUCUGCUAUCACGUGUCAUUUAAUAAUGUUUUCGGUUAUUUUUCAAUUAGGAUCUCCCCCUUCCCUCCUCCUCAAUAUGACCAUCUAUGUUGCCUCCUUUUUGUUUUUCGUUUGUUCUGAUCCGGAUACCAACCGUCUUCUCUUUGUACUAUCAAACUUGUUGGUUUCAUAAAUUCGUUUCUUGUUU
Caenorhabditis elegans is the source of this 1196-nucleotide messenger RNA. It is a transcript of the gene dot-1.3, whose product is annotated as Histone-lysine N-methyltransferase, H3 lysine-79 specific. Gene Ontology annotation, cellular component: nucleus; chromosome, telomeric region. The record is from RefSeq and is marked reviewed. Bases 39 to 980 code for a protein of 313 amino acids. Gene Ontology annotation, biological process: regulation of cell cycle; S-adenosylmethionine metabolic process. Lineage: Eukaryota; Metazoa; Nematoda; Chromadorea; Rhabditida; Rhabditidae. Gene Ontology annotation, molecular function: histone H3K79 trimethyltransferase activity; histone H3K79 methyltransferase activity; transferase activity. The transcript has 7 exons.